This is a messenger RNA of Cydia amplana, 479 nucleotides long. It is a transcript of the gene Sbat, whose product is annotated as N-alpha-acetyltransferase 38, NatC auxiliary subunit. Gene Ontology annotation, molecular function: RNA binding. Gene Ontology annotation, cellular component: NatC complex. The coding region runs from base 81 to 419 and encodes 112 amino acids. The transcript has 3 exons. The record is from RefSeq and is a predicted model, not a curated record. NCBI's taxonomy places the organism in Eukaryota, Metazoa, Arthropoda, Insecta, Lepidoptera, Tortricidae.
AUUUUAUUAUUACAACUUUCGAGCUAAUAAAAUAACCUUCAUACAAAAACUAUACUUCUUUUCACUAGUGAUAUCAUAAUAUGAGCCAAUCAAAUACUGCCGCUCAUAUACCAGAAUGUUUGAGGGACGACUCUGAAGAUGGUAAAUCCAAACUUAGAAAAUGGUUGAACAUGAACUUCCGAAUUGAAAUGACUGAUGGAAGAGUCCUCAUUGGUGUGUUUCUCUGUACAGAUCGGGAUGCCAACGUUAUUUUAGGAGCUUGUUCCGAGUACCUGAAGAGUACUGAUGGUGAAACAGAAGAGCCCAGAGUACUGGGUCUAGUCAUGGUGCCCGGCCGGCACAUUGUCUCCAUACAGAUUGACGACAUGGCCGCACAGCGCAGAACUGCUCCCAUCAUGAAUGAUUCUAUGUGGUUAUAAUUGUGAGUGUAAUAUUUUUAUUUAUUUCAAUAGGAGAAUAAAAUUUCAAACCCGUCAAAA